Messenger RNA from Gossypium raimondii (Peruvian cotton), 783 nucleotides. RefSeq lists its product as uncharacterized. Lineage: Eukaryota; Viridiplantae; Streptophyta; Magnoliopsida; Malvales; Malvaceae. Bases 100 to 459 code for a protein of 119 amino acids. The record is from RefSeq and is a predicted model, not a curated record. The transcript has 3 exons.
UGAAGCUCGCGGUGGCGCACCACUCCCGCUUUUAAAUCUCGUUCCUUUUUCAUAAUAAACUAAACUCAAAAGAAAAAGAGCCGAAAGCCAAUAGAUCAAAUGAAUCGCAGGAGGCCCCAACUUACACCAGUUCAAAGAUCGGCAAAGAACGAGAGAGAUAGACGCCACCGCGCAUUAAAAAAAAUGGAAUUCGAGAGAUUGCGGAACGAGAAAAUGGAAUUGCAGGCUACAGUAGAGGAGCUGAGAAAUGAAAAUACGAGCUUAAGAAGGGGCUACGAGAGGAACAACGAUGACAUUUCGAACCUCCAAAACACCGUACGUCAACUACGUGAACAGAAAGAAGAACUGCGUCGAAAGUAUCUAGAACUGCAAGAGAUAGUGAAGCAGGCACAGUCAUACUUUAAAUUUGAUGAAUUUCCUAGUCCCAAUGAAGAAGCUCCAAACAAUGAAACAGCAUAACUUGGACUGCAAUGUAUGAUUAGAAAGUAGUAUGUGGUUGAUGCAGGGUAUUUUAGUAGGCAAAGUCUCUGAGGUGCUGCUCUAUUGCAUAUGCAUUCUUCUUGGCUCUACUUAGUAUAUGAUGCUUUUCUUUCUUCAACCACAUUGCAUACCUACAUAUGAAGCUUUGUAAUCUUUGUGUGUCUCGUAUUUAUUGUGAACUGCACUACCUUUUCUAAAAGGAUAGAUAUCAAAACUAUAAGUAAUUUUGUUGUAAUGUAAUUAGUGAAUUUUGAUUUAGUAUAAUUAUAUAAUGAGAUUUUAAUUUUAAUUGAUUUUUAUAAA